AACCUUUGACUUCAUGCCAUCAGAAAAUCAAGAAAUAAAUUUAAUGGAGGAUCAGAAGAAAUUCAUCCUCAACAUUCUAUCCUUGAGUCAAGGUAUGUCCGAGGAGGAAUUUAGUUCAUCCUUGCACCAAUCUUAUGGGGGGUUUAAUCUGAAUGAAGAGAUAGAUAUUAAUGGUGUGAAGGUAGACAAGCAAAUAUUUAACUUUAAGGCAUUGAUAAUAGAUGAUUCUGUGCAGAAGAUGCUAUCAACAAUUACAAAAAUGACAGAUAUUCGAAACAGUAAUAUUACAUUCCAUUCCAAGAUUAAUAAUAAAAGGGAUACUAUACUUGAUACACCUGUUAUAUAUCUAGUUGAGCCCACUGACGAAAAUAUUGAGUUGAUAAUACAAGAUGCAGAAAGAAGUCUGUACGAUUUUAUAUUCUUCUACUUCACUAAGCCUGUGCCAGGUUCUGUAUUGGAGAACCUUGCUUGAAAGCUCGCCAAGCUUGAUGCUGCUGAUAAAAUAAUGAAGGUGCAAGAUAAUUAUCUCUCGUUCUUUUGCCAUACUCAAAAUUGCUUCACAAUUUAUCCAGAGAAGUCCCAACUUCAGGGCAUCCUUAAAUCUGAAGAAAAGGCAGCCAUUGAUCUUGAGGUUGAAAAUAUCGUCCAUGGCAUUUUUGGAGUCUUCGAAUGAACAAAUCUCUACCCAGUAAUAAGGUUCAGAAAGGGCGAUAUCUCUGAGACUAUUGCUUAUGAGCUGAAUGCUCUUUUUCAGGAAAAAGCUGAGAAAGAUGAGCCAUAUGAGUUCAAGAGGCAACCACGACAGAAAAAGAGAUGUGUCCUCCUCAUCUUCAAUAGAGAUAUUGACUGGGCUAUUAUGUACAGGCAUUCUUGGAGCUACCUUCCACUGGUCCAUGAUAUUAUCGGAAUUAACUCAAAUCAGAUUCAGAUCCAGGAGGAAGGAACUGACAAAACUUUUGACCUUGAUUUCCUAAAUGAUCCUAUCCUCAAAGAAUAUGCUCUCAAGGAUAUUCCAGAAUUAGGAGAGAACAUUGACAAGAAACUCCAACAAUGGAAGGUAAAGUAUGAUGAGAUGAACAACAAGUCAAAGACUAAGGAAGUCUCAGAGAUGUUCUCUAACCUUAACUCCGUCAUUGACUCUUUGCCCAAGAUGAAGCAGGAGAAGAACAAAAUUGAGGCUCAUUCCAGCAUCUGUACUAUUCUUUUCGAUGCUGUGAAACAGAGAGAUAUCGACUCAUACGAUGCUCUCGAAGAUGAGAUGAUCACGAAGAGUCAUAUGUCAUCGAAGGCGAAGAAAGAGCUGGAAGAAAUGCUGUUCAACAUAAAUACUUCCAUUAAAUCUGGACUUGAUAGACUCAGAAUUUUGUGCAUUUAUAUUAUCACUAGGAAUCCAGAAAAAUCUGAAGUGAAGACCAAAAUCCAGAAGUUGAGGGAUCUUUGUCCUGAGACUAACUUCGAUAUGGCUCUUAAAAUCUGGAAGAAGCAGAACCCGGAUCAGGACAUCGGACUUGAUGAUGCUGAAGGCAAGGAAAUUGAGGAAGAACAAUCAAUAUUUAGCGGAUUUGGCCUCAGCCUGAAGGAUAAAGGUAAACGGUUACUUGGUAAUGUUCGGAAUCUUGUUGAAAAUCAAAACUCAGAUUCUAUGAUUGCCAAUCUCAUUGGCCAAUAUUAUGAUGAUAGAGGAGAAGGAAAAGCAUAUGAAAAGGAUUACUACAUUGAUACUUUGAUGAACAGAGAAUUGGAUGGGUCUAGAGCAAACCAGCUAAUCUUUGCAUCCCAGAACUGUGCAAAUCUCAUGGCAUAUGUUACUGGAGGAGGUAGCUACUACGAGUACCAAAGAGUCCAUGAGCUCCAAAACAAGAUCAACAAAAAUGUCAUCUAUGGGUGAGAUUAUAUUUACUCACCAGAGGAAUUCUGAUCCAAGAGUAAUUAAGCAGAUAAGGAAUAGAUUUGAUUCAACUUUUAU
Moneuplotes crassus is the source of this 1966-nucleotide messenger RNA. Lineage: Eukaryota; Ciliophora; Spirotrichea; Euplotida; Euplotidae. The record is from the annotation of a GenBank genome assembly.